This is a messenger RNA of Oppia nitens, 844 nucleotides long. RefSeq lists its product as uncharacterized. The record is from RefSeq and is a predicted model, not a curated record. The annotation marks the transcript as partial. The transcript has a single exon. NCBI's taxonomy places the organism in Eukaryota, Metazoa, Arthropoda, Arachnida, Sarcoptiformes, Oppiidae.
AGAUUUAAUUGAAAAGUUAGAAACACAAGACUUAACACCAAAUGAUUGGUUGAAAAGGAUUGAAAGAUUUUAUGUGUUUGACGACGAAUUGGGGGUUAAUAUGAUAUUUGUUAUCAAAGAUGAUCGGGUCUAUGGAUUGGGUGCUAAUUAUUGGGGAUCAUUGGGUUUGGGACACAACCAGUGGGUGAGUGAACCACAAGAGAUCAUUGAAUUGAGACAUAAAAAGAUUAUUAAUUUUAUAAAUGGAGACGAAUUCAUAGUUUGUGUGUCGAGUGAUAAUUGUGUGUAUAGUUGUGGUUAUAAUAAAAACGGACAGUUGGGUCAGGGAUAUGAAGAUUUUGAAUUCAAGAAACCAAUGAUUAUACAAAUCAAUGAAAACAAUGAUUUGAUAAGUGAUGUGAGUUGUGGUUCAAAUCAUACAUUAGUUGUAACACAAAAUAAUAAUGAAGUGUAUGGUUGGGGAAGCAAUGAUUUCGGACAAAUAGGUAGCCGAGACACCACUUGUGAUGCCAUUAAUAAACCGGAAAAAAUUAAUUUUAAUAAUAAUUAUUGUAUAAAAUUUGUUCACUGUUUUGAUAACUCCUCGUUUGCACUGACAAGUGAUGGACAGGUGUUUAGUUGGGGUGAGAAUCGUAGCAAUCAAUUGGGACUUAAUUGUAAUGAUUUGAUAAUAUUUAAACCAAAAUUAAUAUCAAAUUUGUUUGGCAUUACAUCAAUACAAUCGGGUGCAGGAAUUAGUUAUUUUAGUAGUCAUCAUAAAAAUGAAGUAUAUUUUUGUGGCCAAUAUUAUAAUGAAAACAAUGAAAUCAAUAUACAAGCGAUACAUAAAUUAAUGGGAAAUUCU